Messenger RNA from Frieseomelitta varia, 983 nucleotides. RefSeq lists its product as uncharacterized. Bases 263 to 871 code for a protein of 202 amino acids. The transcript is spliced from 4 exons. The record is from RefSeq and is a predicted model, not a curated record. Lineage: Eukaryota; Metazoa; Arthropoda; Insecta; Hymenoptera; Apidae.
UCUAAACCGGGAUCACGUAACAGGAGCCAAACGAGCCAGGACCGAUAACAGAAUGUUCAAACAAGCACGGUGGAACGAGGCAUUGCUCGUAGCGUUUUCGAAGCAGCAGUCGAGCGACCGCGUACGCAGAUUGACGUAACCGCGAAGGAUGUUGCUGAUUUUUCGGAGAAAAUUUCUCGGCCCGUUCCUCCCAGGAGAGCUCUGAGAGCUGUGGUUCGACGCUCGUGUGGAACGCUGAUUUUUCAGCCGGUGAUUCGAAAAAAUGAGGUCUCUGUGGCUGAUACUGACCAUCGCCAGGAUCCUCGAGUCGAUCCUCGGGGACCGCGUGUGUCACCCUAAUGACACCGACAUCAGCAUCCCUGGCCAGAGAUCGCAGGAGAUCCUGUCCAGACGAAGGCGUCUCACUUUUCCAAUGGGUAGCACAUUUGUGGCGACGGUGUCGAUCUUGCAAGCGAUUCCGGUUAAACUGCCCAGUAACUGGAACCUCGCGUUCGAGUUCGACGUGAUUUGGCCGAUACCGCCUCAGGAGAGCUUUCGGAAGAAGUAUCAUAAGAAGAGGCCGUGGAUGGUGAAACGACGUCAUCGUCGCGAAUUGUACGCCACUUUCGAGACCGCGUUGGAUAGUCGAAACUUACCAGGAAGACAAUGCGUUCUCAGAACCAUCUGCGAGGCAAGGACGCUGUUAAGUUCACCGGGUGUGUCGUUUGUGGAGGACGUUAUUCGAUUGAUAUUAAGUAAUACCGAGAAAGUGAAGGGAAUCGAUUCCUAUGACGUUGCUUACCGAACCGAGAUGCCGUGCGACGUUGUUUAUCCUUGUCCAAUUUCUCUGUUGAAGCUCUUGUUUAACUUGUACUCUGACGAUCUAGGUUAAUAAUAAACGUUUUUGCUCGAUGAACUUUUGGUGCACGAAACCGAAUACCUUCCAAAUCCAACGAUCCAUCAUGUUACAUCUCGUAAUCAACGCUCGAUACCACUGUACUUGA